This is a messenger RNA of Homo sapiens (human), 6552 nucleotides long. It is a transcript of the gene ZNF175, whose product is annotated as zinc finger protein 175. Gene Ontology annotation, cellular component: nucleus; nuclear lumen; cytoplasm. Lineage: Eukaryota; Metazoa; Chordata; Mammalia; Primates; Hominidae. Gene Ontology annotation, biological process: regulation of DNA-templated transcription. The record is from RefSeq and is marked validated. Gene Ontology annotation, molecular function: DNA-binding transcription activator activity, RNA polymerase II-specific; sequence-specific DNA binding. The transcript is spliced from 5 exons. The coding region runs from base 374 to 2509 and encodes 711 amino acids.
GACCAUUUAGCUUCUGUUGUUAAGUGGAUCUAAGCCUAUGUCGCUUACUGGACGCUGAAGUGAUUGGGAAUAUUAGCAGUGGGGGUUCUGUAGGGUCAGGAAGGGGCGGCUGGCUUUGGGGGAGUGAUGAGGGGCUUGUUGGGGGUGGGGGUGCGUGAUAAAGGGAUUUCUCGGCUGAAGACGAGGCUGUGAGGCUUCUGCAGAACCCCCAGGUCAGGCCACAUCAUUGAGGCUGCAGGAUCUCUCUUCAUAGCCCAGUACGACUCUCCGCCGUGUCCCUGGUUGGAAAAUCCAAACACCUAUCCAGCUUCUGGCUCCUGGGAAAAGUGGAGUUGUCAGCAAGAGAGACCGAGAGUAGAAGCCCAGAGUGGAGAUGCCUGCUGAUGUGAAUUUAUCCCAGAAGCCUCAGGUCCUGGGUCCAGAGAAGCAGGAUGGAUCUUGCGAGGCAUCAGUGUCAUUUGAGGACGUGACCGUGGACUUCAGCAGGGAGGAGUGGCAGCAACUGGACCCUGCCCAGAGAUGCCUGUACCGGGAUGUGAUGCUGGAGCUCUAUAGCCAUCUCUUCGCAGUGGGGUAUCACAUUCCCAACCCAGAGGUCAUCUUCAGAAUGCUAAAAGAAAAGGAGCCGCGUGUGGAGGAGGCUGAAGUCUCACAUCAGAGGUGUCAAGAAAGGGAGUUUGGGCUUGAAAUCCCACAAAAGGAGAUUUCUAAGAAAGCUUCAUUUCAAAAGGAUAUGGUAGGUGAGUUCACAAGAGAUGGUUCAUGGUGUUCCAUUUUAGAAGAACUGAGGCUGGAUGCUGACCGCACAAAGAAAGAUGAGCAAAAUCAAAUUCAACCCAUGAGUCACAGUGCUUUCUUCAACAAGAAAACAUUGAACACAGAAAGCAAUUGUGAAUAUAAGGACCCUGGGAAAAUGAUUCGCACGAGGCCCCACCUUGCUUCUUCACAGAAACAACCUCAGAAAUGUUGCUUAUUUACAGAAAGUUUGAAGCUGAACCUAGAAGUGAACGGUCAGAAUGAAAGCAAUGACACAGAACAGCUUGAUGACGUUGUUGGGUCUGGUCAGCUAUUCAGCCAUAGCUCUUCUGAUGCCUGCAGCAAGAAUAUUCAUACAGGAGAGACAUUUUGCAAAGGUAACCAGUGUAGAAAAGUCUGUGGCCAUAAACAGUCACUCAAGCAACAUCAAAUUCAUACUCAGAAGAAACCAGAUGGAUGUUCUGAAUGUGGGGGGAGCUUCACCCAGAAGUCACACCUCUUUGCCCAACAGAGAAUUCAUAGUGUAGGAAACCUCCAUGAAUGUGGCAAAUGUGGAAAAGCCUUCAUGCCACAACUAAAACUCAGUGUAUAUCUGACAGAUCAUACAGGUGAUAUACCCUGUAUAUGCAAGGAAUGUGGGAAGGUCUUUAUUCAGAGAUCAGAAUUGCUUACGCACCAGAAAACACACACUAGAAAGAAGCCCUAUAAAUGCCAUGACUGUGGAAAAGCCUUUUUCCAGAUGUUAUCUCUCUUCAGACAUCAGAGAACUCACAGUAGAGAAAAACUCUAUGAAUGCAGUGAAUGUGGCAAAGGCUUCUCCCAAAACUCAACCCUCAUUAUACAUCAGAAAAUUCAUACUGGUGAGAGACAGUAUGCAUGCAGUGAAUGUGGGAAAGCCUUUACCCAGAAGUCAACACUCAGCUUGCACCAGAGAAUCCACUCAGGGCAGAAGUCCUAUGUGUGUAUCGAAUGCGGGCAGGCCUUCAUCCAGAAGGCACACCUGAUUGUCCAUCAAAGAAGCCACACAGGAGAAAAACCUUAUCAGUGCCACAACUGUGGGAAAUCCUUCAUUUCCAAGUCACAGCUUGAUAUACAUCAUCGAAUUCAUACAGGGGAGAAACCUUAUGAAUGCAGUGACUGUGGAAAAACCUUCACCCAAAAGUCACACCUGAAUAUACACCAGAAAAUUCAUACUGGAGAAAGACACCAUGUAUGCAGUGAAUGCGGGAAAGCCUUCAACCAGAAGUCAAUACUCAGCAUGCAUCAGAGAAUUCACACCGGAGAGAAGCCUUACAAAUGCAGUGAAUGUGGGAAAGCCUUCACUUCUAAGUCUCAAUUCAAAGAGCAUCAGCGAAUUCACACGGGUGAGAAACCCUAUGUGUGCACUGAAUGUGGGAAGGCCUUCAACGGCAGGUCAAAUUUCCAUAAACAUCAAAUAACUCACACUAGAGAGAGGCCUUUUGUCUGUUACAAAUGUGGGAAGGCUUUUGUCCAGAAAUCAGAGUUGAUUACCCAUCAAAGAACUCACAUGGGAGAGAAACCCUAUGAAUGCCUUGACUGUGGGAAAUCGUUCAGUAAGAAACCACAACUCAAGGUGCAUCAGCGAAUUCACACGGGAGAAAGACCUUAUGUGUGUUCUGAAUGUGGAAAGGCCUUCAACAACAGGUCAAACUUCAAUAAACACCAAACAACUCAUACCAGAGACAAAUCUUACAAAUGCAGUUAUUCUGUGAAAGGCUUUACCAAGCAAUGAAUUCCUAGUGCAUCAGCAUAUUCAUAAAUGAAAUAUACUCCGAGUUUCUUGAAGAAGAGAAAAUCUUCUCAGAAUCAGGUCUAAUUAUAUGUUAUUGAAUUCAUGCUUCAGAAAAACUCUAGGGAUGCACUGCAUGUGUGAACACAUGAUAAAAAAGUCAUGCUUUAUUUUAGUGAGGGCAAUUACAGAGAAAAGAGUAAGCAGAAAUGUCCUUCUGAGUACUGGCCUCAUUAAGGAUUAUAAAUUUUCUCCCCGGGAAGAAACCCUGACUAACGCAUUGAGAAAAGCCUUUCUGUAAAGAAUGGUACAAGACAGGUUGUUACUCGAUUAUUUAUAGUAAAAUAUGUGGGAAAUUAUAUCAAUGAUAACCCUGUUUAUUGUGGGAUAUCAAUAUUUUUAAAGUGCCAACACAGUCAUGAUAGGACAAUAUUUUAUGUGUGUGUGUGCGCCUUAUGUAUAUAAGCAUAUAUAUAAUAUAUAAGCAUAUUAUUAUAUACAGGUUGAGUAUCCCUUCUCCAAAAUGCCUGGGAUCAGAAGCAUUUUGGAUUUCAGAUACUUACAGAUUUUGGAAUAUUUGCAUUAUAUUUAUUGGUUGAGCAUCCCUAAUCUGAAAAUCCAAGAUUAAAUGCUCCAAUUAGCAUUUCCUUUGAGCGUCAUGUUAGAGUUCAAAAAGUUUCAGAUUUUGGGUUUUCAGAUUAGGAAUACCCAACCUGUAUGUACGUAUAUUUCUGUAUCUAUGUAUGUAUAUAUAUGCAUAUGCAGACAUAUGUAUAUGGUCUGGUCAGCAUAUGUGUAUGUAUGCGUAUGUAUGUAUGUAUGUAUGCCCUCAGUGCAGUGGGGUUUGCUGCAGAAUUCACUGCAUAGCAGGAGAUGUAAGCAGAUGAGUUAUUUUUUAAGAGAAUCUAAUCUAAUUGUUUUUAUAAAAAUUAUUCCCUAUUGAAUAUUUAUAUAAUGAGGUUGUAUCAACAAUGAUUAACUCCUUUAUUAUACAUACACAUGAAUGUGCAUUUUUGGUAAAUGCAUAAAUGAGAUUCUAUAAUGUUUACUGAUCUUUAUAUUACAGAUUUUCUCUUCUUUUAGGAUUAGCUCAGCUUGCCCCCCCUUUCCAUCUCCACCAUCUAUAGUGAGCCUCUCCAUAAUUAGUGCCAACCAUUAGUCUCGUUCAUAUUUUUACACCAGGAGUCAACAAACUGUGGCCAUUGGCCAAAUAUGGCCUCCCAACUGUUUUUUUAAAAUAAAGUUUUAUUGGAACACAGCCAUGUUCAUUUGGACAUGUAUUGUCUGGGCUUCUUUUGUGCUGCACUGGCAGAAUUGAGUAGUUUUGGCGGAGAUCAAAUAGCCCCCAAGCUGGAAACUGAAAAUAUCUACUCUCUGGCUCUUUACAGAAAAUGUUUGCCAGCACAUGAUACACACACAAACACACACACAUACACACAUAUUACUAUGUUCAUCAUCAUAUACCUGUGUAAGUACUCUUUCAUUGAUUUAUAAAACUCAGAUCUCUUACGUGUGUGGAUGGUAUUUUUUUCAUUCUACAAUCCAUGAUGGAUUGUACACACGUGUAUUCUAUGAGGUUGACCUGCCAUAAUUUAUUUAGCCAUUCCCACAGUUUUGAUUACUUAUUUCCUCCCCACACACAUUUUUUGCUAAAAAACGGAGAGGGAACUGUUAUCAAUACUUCCGAGAAGCAGACCAGCAUAAUCUUUUAAGUGCACAGGCCCAGGAGCCAGGUUCCUGCAUUUGAUUCCUGGCUCCACUCUCUACCCUCUGCAUCUGCUGAGCAAGUUAUUUGGUCUCAUCUAUUCUGGUUUUCUCAUCUACAAAAGGGAGAUGAUGAUAGUACCCUACCCCCAUGCAUUUGGUGUGAGAAGUGUGUGUGUGUUAAACCCUUGGAACUGCAUGGACAGACCAAGUGCUGAUGAAUUUUAGCGGGCCUCGUAUCCCUGAGCCUGCCUGGUUCCCUUGUGCUGGGUGUGGGACUGUGGUGGGAGAUUUCUGUCAGCUGGAAGUCUUUUCCAGAAGGGUGUUAGAGAUGGGCACCCAUGGCUUUAGUCUCCAUACCCCUUCAAGGUUGAUAGGGGCCCACACAGCUGGUCAGGAACCAGCACAGACCUCAGGCUGUGUCUAAAACAAGGUGACUGCACAUGCAGGAGCCUGUGCUGGGCCCUGGAGAGCAAAUCUGUUCUGUGUCUCACUGGCCUCUCCCUGUCCAGGGGCGUAGUAUCAGUGACCAUGUCCCACCUCCUGAGAAAGGUGGAAGAGUCUCACCUGGGGAGUCCAGGUACAAGGGCUGGCCGGCCGUAGAUGACUGGUGUGGGGUGGAAAGGCUGCAGAGGCCUCUCCAUGGUGGUGAGGGGUGGAAAUAGUGUGCACCUGGGUCCUGGGAGUGGCACCCUGACCAGUUUCAGGGAGGAAGGUGGCAGGGCCCUAGGACAAGUGUGUUAAAAACUUGAGCCCACAGUGUAGACACACUGGUUCCAAAGACCCCUCAGGAUGUGCCUCCCUUCUCAGAUCUGGGCUUUCCCUGUUCCUAAGCAUCACCUGGGGGGAUCACUCUGGGUCCUCAUCUCCAGCCACAUGUUCACUCCUCACGUGGGCCUCCCUAACUGUCCCCCUCAGGGCAAGCCCUUCCUCCCCACUUCCAGAAAGCUGCUCGUUCCCUGGCCAUCCCACACCUCUGACCUCGUGCCACUUCCGGGGCCUGUUGGCUUUAACAACUUAGUUUCCUCCCUACCUCGCAACCCCCUCUGUCUAGAGUGCUCACCUCCCUCCCAGCCUCUGUCUCAUACUAUUUUUUCUUUCCUCUCAGUACCAAGCGCUGGGACAAGCCAGUCUGUACUCAAUGCCUGUGGGAUAAUAGACGGAGGAAUCUGGAGUUUGGUUGGGUGAUUAGCUUUGGAAUUGAUGGGUCCCAGGGAGCUAUCUAAAGUUUUCAGUCACAUGAGGGCAUGCUCACAGAUCUGUGAAAAGAUCUGUUGGCUCAGAGAACUAAGAGAUGAAUAAAUGUUAGUCCAAUGGCCUCAUCAUGAGAUGAGAGGUCAAGAGUUUUGAGUUUCCAGAGGGAGAAGCUACUAUUCUAGGCAGCUUGUAUGAACUAACUCGUUUAUUCCUCACAGCCAUUGUAGGAAAUAAUCUAACCUCAUAAACCCCAUUUUAGAGAUGAGGAAACAGGCUUAGAGAAUUUGACGUAAACUCAAGACCGAAAAUCUAGGAACAAGAAAAGCCUGGAUUUGAACCAAGCUAUCUGAUGCCAGUGUUUUAACUCUCAACCAUUGUACUACUUUACCUCCUCAUGACCUUUUUUUUUUUUUUCUUGUGAGAUGGAGUCUCGCUCUGUCGCCCAGGCUCUGGAGUGCAGUGGCACGAUCUCAGCUCACUGCAAGCUCCGCCUCCCGGGUUCACGCCAUUCUCCUGCCUCAGCCUCCCGAGUAGCUGGGACUACAGGCGCCCACCACCAUGCCUGGCUAAUUUUUUGUAUUUUUAGUAGAGACGGGGUUUCACCGUGUUGGCCAGGAUGGUCUCGAUCUCCUGACCUCGUGAUCCCCCCCCCUCGGCCUCCCAAAGUGCCCAUGACCUUUUUAUUGUUGGGCAGUGAAAGCCAUGGUGAAAUGAAGAAUGUCCUACUGUCAUGUGAUGUGAUCAGAAAACAUACUGCCCAGAGUCCCCUGCCCCCACCCCCAAAACCAGUACUUGAUCCAUCCUUUGACUGUUGUGGCGAUUGGCACAAAGGUUGGGCACAGUAGUAGUUAGGCUCAUGGGCUCUGGAGCCAACCUACCUGGAUGCUACACAUCCCAGCUCUGCCCCUCGCUAGUUUGGUGGCAAGCAACUUAACCUCUCUGCCUUAAUUUCUCCAGCAGCACAAUGGGAAUAAUAAUAGAUCUCGCCUUGUGGCUCCUUUGCAGAUUACAUGCGUUAAUUAUGUAAAGUCAAGCAUUAGAAUGGUGGCUGUCCACCAUGAGUACAACACAAAUGCUCGUUCUUAAUGAUUCAACAAACAUGGAAUUUCAUUAAAUCUGAAAUAAAGGUAUUUUGAGAAAUUGAA